UUAUAAUAUUUUUGCUUUUCGAUCCAACAAGAAAACCGUGAGUGACUCUCCAAAAAUAUACGCUCGACCUUACUCUUUUAUCUGCAAAAGGUAAUAAAGAAGUACCCUUUCUUUGGUGCUUUACUAAAGUUCAUGCAAACUGCAUGGGCUGUUGAAUCUGCUUCGAUGCCUCUUCCAAUUCUUAUGAGUGGCCUACAAAUUGAAGUCUUAUCAUCUCCAUCUUCUUCGUGAAAACGAAUGCCGAAGGUAUAUUUGGACUCCGCGAAUUUGUGAAUGUGUGAUCCUCGUGGGAAAUGAUUCCGACCCAUGAUCAUGGCCGAUACCUCUAGUAAUGCAAAUUUCUGUGAUAGGCCCACGAAAAGGCUCAGAGACGCCAUUGUUGAGCUUGCAAGCUCCAACCAGAAAAGCCCUUUGUUUUGUUGAAACACAGGAUCGAGCUGAUCGAUUCUUGUCUUCGAAUCAUCUCCCCACUACUUCUCUGUACUCCUGAUCAUCCAACAUAUAGAUUCCCAGUGAAAUUUCUGUUCUGAUGUUGGUCUGGCUUAAUGCAAGGCAAUUUGAUUGAUUCGUUCAUCAGAUGACCAAAAUGGGAUGCUUGCAGACGAUACACCAAGCUAUUGAAGCACUGAAUGAGGAAGGGGGUUCAACAGAGCAAUCCAUAUCUUCAGACAUCAGAUCACAACACCACGAACUCCCAAUUCGGUCACAAGGCCUUCCUCUCUCACCAUCUCAGGAAAUUAACAGAUCAAGGACAGCUCCUUGCCUCUCCCCAGGGCACCUACUCUCUCCCAAACCAGCACAUUCCUUGGCCCUGUCGAGAAGACCAAUGCGAGCAGACGCAAGACCUGGUCUUGCAUCCGUCUUGCGAUGGCCAAAACGAUGUCAAGAAGAAGCGGCUUCAACAUCAGCAGACGCGAGGGAAACCCAUUUGGACCCUGAAGCCGAGGCAAGAAGAUCUGAAGGGAAAUGCAGGAACGUCGGUGACCACGCGCGGGUUGACCCAAGAGUGUUAGGAAAACCAGAUCAACUGGCGCGACCGAUCAAGAUGAAAGGAGAAGGAACUGAUGUUCAUAGGAAAUUCAACAUCAACGUGGGAUUUUGAUCUAAGCUGUUGGUCGCAAGUUCUAUUAGUACAGACUAGUGGGCACAAGUUCAUACGAUCCAUAUCUAUCUCUCAGUUUGACUUUAUCUUGUAGUCUCUAUCCUUCAGACAAUGGACAUAUUUUCUAGUGGGAUUCUUGGGUUGUUGUUGGUGAUUUGUAUAUGUUUAUCACAGGUUUGAUGGUCUCACGAGUCAGCCUCCAUCACUAGUUUAGUUUUACUUUUCUCCAUGAACGACCUGGUAUAAGGUUGGUUGCUUCAGAGACUCUGCAUCAAGUCUUGUUCAAGCAAAGUCCCAGUCACUGUCUGAUUAUCUCCUGAACGAGGAUUAUCUGCUGCUAAUCAUGUCAUCAUAUCCACCUUGAUCCUGGAGCAAGGAAGCUCUUUUUCCAUCAGUAGCGCGAAUCAAGAACCGGGGGCGAUUUUGGAACAUCAUAAAACGACAGCACACAACCCCCCCCCCCCCCCCUCCACGUCACUCUCUCUCUCUCUCUCUCUCUCUCUGAAGCGCAUAUCUUCUUCAAUAAUGUCACGACAGCGCGGUCGACAUUGGAGUCGCAGGUCAAGCGCUGGUGAUCCAAACAAUUCGUGUUCGAUCCUUCUAAAUGGGGAGCAACAAUCUCGUGGACGGCGUUCGUCGCUGGUUCAAUCGCCGCUCCUCCACGACCGUCCCGAACAACAGCAGCAACAACAACAGCCAUAACCAUCACGACCAAAAUAGCGGCAACGGUUACCGCAACUCCCGUUAUGGAAAGCGUCACGUGUCGUUGAGCGGAUCACACGCUCGAUCGCCGAACGGUGUGGGGGAUGACAGCGAGGGCGGGGAACAAAAGGGGAAUCUCGCGAUCGUUGAGGAUUUUGGCGUCUCCGGAUUGUCUCUGAUCAAAGUUCCUAAACGGACCCACUUCAACAUGGCUGUAGAUUCUCACAAAAAGGGAACUCCUGAAGCAGAUUUCUUUACAGAAUAUGGUGAAGCUAGUCAAUAUCAAAUUCAAGAAGUUAUUGGGAAAGGAAGCUAUGGUGUGGUUGGUUCUGCUAUUGAUACCCACACUGGAGAAAGAGUUGCAAUUAAGAAAAUCAAUGAUGUUUUUGAGCAUGUUUCUGAUGCCACUCGCAUUCUCAGAGAGAUAAAGCUCCUUCGGCUGCUUCGUCAUCCAGAUGUUGUGGAAAUCAAGCAUAUCAUGCUUCCUCCCUCACGGCGGGAAUUCAGGGACAUAUAUGUUAUAUUCGAGCUGAUGGAAUCAGAUCUUCACCAAGUUAUUAAGGCGAAUGAUGAUCUUACCCCUGAGCACUAUCAGUUUUUCUUGUACCAGCUUCUUCGUGGUCUAAAAUAUAUUCAUGCCGCUAAUGUUUUCCAUAGAGAUUUAAAACCGAAAAAUAUUCUUGCUAAUGCUGAUUGUAAAUUAAAGAUCUGCGAUUUUGGGCUUGCCCGUGUAUCCUUCAACGAUGCUCCAUCAGCUAUAUUCUGGACCGAUUAUGUUGCAACUCGGUGGUAUCGUGCUCCAGAACUCUGUGGUUCUUUCUUCUCCAAAUACACCCCUGCUAUUGAUAUUUGGAGCAUUGGAUGCAUAUUUGCGGAAAUGCUCACAGGAAAGCCACUGUUUCCUGGGAAAAAUGUUGUGCAUCAACUGGAUCUGAUGACUGAUUUGCUUGGCACUCCUCCUCCUGAAGCCAUUGCGAGGAUUCGGAAUGAAAAGGCUAGAAGGUACCUUAGUAACAUGCGGAAGAAACAACCUGUUCCUUUCAAACAAAAGUUUCCUAAUGCAGAUCCACUGGCUCUUCACCUGCUGGAGCGCCUUCUUGCAUUUGACCCUAAAAAUCGUCCAACUGCUGAAGAGGCACUAGCUGAUCCUUAUUUUCAUGGUUUGGCCAAUUUGGAACGUGAACCAUCUGCUCAACCCAUCUCGAAACUUGAGUUUGAGUUCGAGAGAAGAAAACUGACGAAAGAUGAUGUCAGAGAGUUAAUUUACCGUGAGAUAUUAGAGUAUCAUCCUCAGAUGCUCCAGGAGUAUCUUCGGGGAGGAGAUCAAAUAAGCUUCAUGUACCCAAGUGGUGUUGAUCGAUUCAAGCGACAGUUUGCCCAUCUGGAGGAGCACUAUGGUAAAGGUGAAAGAAGCAUUCCAGUCCUAAGGCAAAAUGCUUCAUUGCCGAGGGAGAGAGUUUACGAACCUAACAAUGAUCACGAGAAGCCAGGUGCCUCGGUUGCCACCAGCCCUCCAAAGACAGCGCAGCAGUCUAAUAAUUUGGGGAAUCCAAAUUCGGAUGUGCAACAUGAGCACAACCAACCGAAUAGUACACGUUGCUUAUUGAAGAGUGCUAGCAUCAGUGCUUCCAAGUGCAUUGGCGUUAAGGGAAGAGAAACCAAGCAUGAGGAGGCUGAAGUGAAUGACGAGGCUAUUGAUGGGUUGUCUCGAAAGGUCGAGGCUCUCCAUACUUGAUGACUUCAAUCAUUCAAGAAAGGGAUCACCAAUGCAGUUCAUGUCCGGUGGUUAUCGCCAAAGAAGAAUGCUCAACAUCUGUCACAGUUCACGAUCCCUCUUCUUGCAGCGCUCUGCAUCACGGAGAAGUAGACUUUGAUAUUAACAUAGAGAAUUUUGCAUAAGAAUACAUACAUUGACGUGCUUUGGCUGUCAUGUAUAUUAGUUUCCUAAUGACAAUUUGUUGGAGCCCUUCGUUGUACAGAUGGAUAAAUCAGUUGAUUUACAUAGUUAAUCACUUUUUUUCAUCA
Messenger RNA from Syzygium oleosum, 3829 nucleotides. RefSeq names its product mitogen-activated protein kinase 9-like. NCBI's taxonomy places the organism in Eukaryota, Viridiplantae, Streptophyta, Magnoliopsida, Myrtales, Myrtaceae. The transcript is spliced from 12 exons. Bases 1707 to 3539 code for a protein of 610 amino acids. Gene Ontology annotation, molecular function: ATP binding; MAP kinase activity. The record is from RefSeq and is a predicted model, not a curated record. Gene Ontology annotation, biological process: intracellular signal transduction; protein phosphorylation. Gene Ontology annotation, cellular component: nucleus; cytoplasm.